Molecule: messenger RNA, 211 nt
Organism: Entrophospora candida
Lineage: Eukaryota; Fungi; Glomeromycota; Glomeromycetes; Entrophosporales; Entrophosporaceae
Source: the annotation of a GenBank genome assembly
AUGACAAUUAAUAUUGGCGGCGUAUCAAAUGAUAUUCAAUAUAUUUUUAAUGAGAAAUAUUAUAUUAUAGCUGAUGGUAAUAGUAGUGAUGGAGGACGUGGUGUAGGUGGUAGUGAUGAUAAUAUGAAUAAUGCUAAUGGUGGGAAUAAUAUUAAUAGUGGAAAUAGUAAUAUUGAAGUAGAUGAAAAUGUAGGUGGUGGAGAAGGAGGAG